Messenger RNA from Phytomonas sp. EM1, 4005 nucleotides. The record is from the annotation of a GenBank genome assembly. Lineage: Eukaryota; Euglenozoa; Kinetoplastea; Trypanosomatida; Trypanosomatidae.
AUGCAUGAACCACGAAGUCUGGAUAUGCCCCAACACGCGGCGACCCAGCAGGCUUUACCGCUCCACGGCGAGGUCACCGCCGGCGCGGCUACAGGAGCUUACAGCCUUGCAAGUUCUAUCAGGCGGGCCUACAAUACGCGGCCGACGCUGUCCCCUGGUGAAUUGCGCACACCUGAGGCGCACACAUACCCCGCGCUUAAAGCGGCGCUAGAUCCCAUCUACAAUCGCCCGCUAUCUCAAGUCAAAGACGUUUGGGUUCAGGAGCCUCAAAUACAUGGGUCCUCAGGAUCAUUAAACUUUUCGGAUGUUAGGGAAUACGGAUAUUUGAUCGCGACACUCGCACUCGUCGGCUAUUUCCUCUUCGCGAUGCAGGUCACCAGACGAAUUGUGCUGGAGAAGGAGCUAAAACUGCUCGAGAUGAUGACCAUCAUGGGGCUGUCCGAAGGGGUACGGUACAUCUCCUGGAUCGCUGUCUACGCCGUCAAGAGCGGUGUUUUAUCGCUGAUUAUCGCAGUGGUUCUCAAGUGUGCGUUCCUGCCCACGCUUAACUUUUUCCUUAUUUUCGCACUUUUCUUCCUAUUCACUAUGGCAUUGACUACGUGCUUCGGAUUCGUUGCCGCGUUCUUCGAUAGUGCGCGCCCCGCAUCGGUGGUGUCGUUUUUGAUGUACUUAGUUGUCACGCCGUUGCUGUAUUUAUUCAGGUCACGGGUGUGGGUGGUGUUGUCACCGAUAGCCCUCGCGGAAGAAGGUAUUGUUAUGCUCUUAGAACACCAGGCAACGUCAAAAUAUCACGAUAUCUCAUCCAGCGAUGCCUCCUACCCAUCUAUGUGGUGGUUACUCCUUCAAUUUUUUGUCUACGCAUUGCUGAUGCUGUACUUUGAUGCUGUUCUCCCAAAGAGGUGGGGUGUGAGAAAGAAUCCAUUAUUCUUUCUAAUAGAUCCGAUCCGCGCUUGCUGCUGUAGCGGAAGACAGACGGGGCUGAACGACAACCCGGAAGAUGGCCGCUACCCGAAUGGGGUGUUUGAGGCCAUGCGGGAUGUGAGCUCCUAUUCGAUUCGCAUUGUUGGGUUGACUAAAGUGUUUAGAUGGGGCGGAAAAAAACUGCUUGCUGUAAACAACCUGCAUUGGGCAUUGCAUGAGGGGGAGGUUUCUGUGCUUUUGGGGCCCAACGGUGCUGGCAAGACCACGCUGAUGAACAUGUUGACGGGUAUGUCAGAAAUAAGUGCUGGCGACUGCCGCGUUUAUGGUCACAGUGUACGCGAUCAGCUGUCGCGCGUGCGCCAGGGUCUGGGGUACUGCCCCCAGCAGAACAUCCUGUGGCCGAAUCUGACGUGCCGGGAGCACUUAAGAUUCUAUGCCUCGAUAAGGGGCCUGAGUGGGGCUGAGCGCGAGACGACCAUUGAGCACAUGCUUGCGAGUAUCGAGAUGACGGACAAGCAAGGCUGUCUGGCAGAGCACCUUUCUGGUGGGCAGAAGCGGAAGCUGUCCGUGUUAAUUGCUCUUGUGGCCGGUACCCGGUUUGUCCUUCUGGAUGAGCCAACCGCCGGUGUGGAUGCCCUUGCGCGGCGGCAGAUCUGGGACCUCGCACGAUCCGCGUCAUCGCAGCGCACUAUCCUCCUAUCAACGCAUUUCAUGGACGAGGCGGACAUCCUUGGUGAUUCCAUUGCGAUCAUAAAGGAAGGUCGGCUCCGUUGCUCGGGCAGCAACGUGUUCCUCAAAUCGCGUCUGGGCGUGGGUUACGUGCUGACGGUGCCCGUGUCCCAGGGAGCUGACUGUCAGUCAAUCGCCGAUUUGGUCGAUUCGUAUGAGCCGAAGGCCAAGCUCUGCGAGAGUGUUGCCGGGGAGUUGGCCUUUGAACUGCCGAUGUCAGCCAGGAGGGUGUUCCCCCGGUUGUUGGCUGACAUCGAGGACCACGGGGCGAUGCUCGGCGUGGCUGCAGGCUAUACCGUGGCUGCCACAACGCUGGAGGAAAUUUUUGUGCGUAUUUCACAGGAGGAGGUCCACCCCGAUACCGUAGCGGAGCAGGAGGAGGAGAGGGCGCAGGUGGCGCCACGCGUGGUCCGGGAGGAGGACAUCGCGGAGGCCUCGUCUAGUGUGUGGGGUGUGAAACUAUUACAUUCCGAACUCUCCAUCGCGCUGAGUCAACUCAAGGUAAUGCUCAAAAAGCGCCUUUUGUGUACCCUGCGGUAUUGGCGCAUAUACGUUAUUCAGACCAUCAUCCCUAUCGCCCUUAUGUUGAUUUUGGUGUUAAUGGGCUUAGCAUUUGAGGCGAGCGGUCCCAAUAGGAAGUGUGCAGGCAAUGGUUUCUUGUACGAUUUUUUUUUCCUUUUUGUCAUUCUUUUAAUACCGUCAACCUUUGCACCCACGAUUGUGAGGGAGCGGUCGUGUAAAGCUCGGCACAUGCAGAAAGUGUCCGGGCUGUACUUCUCCGUCUACUGGCUCUCAAACUUCAUCUUUGACAUGCUAUCCUACCUCCUCACCACCGUCUCGAUAGUGGUGAUGUUUGAGCUCUUCUCCCUCACUGAUUGCGUGCGCCCUGUUGACGGCACCUUUAUGGUAUUGCUUUUUCUUUACGGUACGUCGAGCGUGGCCAUGGUUUACGUCUUCAGCUUCCUUUUCAAGGACCAUUCCACCGCACAGAAUAUGAUGCUGGUGCUGUUUCUGGUCUCAGGAACCAUCCUUGGGGUGCUUGUACAGUUCUUAGUAUUCCAAUUCGGUUCUAGCUUCGUUGUGAAAAUGGUGAACUGGGUCUUCCGAAUCUUUCCUGCGCACUGCAUAUAUGAGAGCUUCAUUCAAUUGAGAAUCUUUGAUAGUGAUCAAUUACUUGUAAAGAGUAGUACAGAGUUAAAACUGGGUGUUGGCUUUUUCAUGGCCUCUGAGACGGUGGUGCUUUUCCUAAUCGUGUUCGUUCUAGAUAAUCCAAAUCUGUUACGCCGGUUUUCCCGCAGACCCCGUGCGGAGCCAGAUGCUCUUGAGGAAGUGAACAUGGAAUCCGAUGUGCUAAAGGAGCAAAAUGAGGUUCUGGGCUCCGCAGACCGCACUGACGACCCGGUGAGGGUGAAGCAUCUGCGCAAAGUAUUUGGCGAUGGGAAGGUGGCGGUCCAUGACUUGACCUUUGGUGUAAAGCGCGAGGAGGUGUUCGCUCUUUUGGGCGCGAACGGCGCCGGUAAAACCACCACCAUCUCGAUGCUCUGCCAGGAACUUUACCCAACAAAGGGGGAGGUCGAGAUCUGCGGGCACGACACCGUGAUCGAAAGUCUGGAAGCCCUCCGAUGCAUAGGCUACUGCCCACAAUUUGACCCCAUGUUCGACCUGCUGACGGCGGAAGAGCACCUGUGGCUAUACGCUGGUGUGCGUGGCAUCGAUUACGCGAUGCGACGCAAGGCGGUAAAGGACCUGCUUGUCCUCUGCCAGCUCACAGAGUACAGGAAUGUCAGGGCAGAGAAAUUGUCGGGUGGCAACCGGCGGAAGCUGUCCGUGGCGCUCUCGCUUAUCGGCGGCCCGCGCGUUGUACUUCUCGACGAGCCGUCGGCGGGGAUGGACCCCAUCGCGAGGCAUGGACUUUGGCUGGCGGUGAGAGCGGCGGCGAGCAACUCCGCCGUGCUGCUGACGACGCAUCACAUGGAAGAGGUGGAGGCGCUGGCGCACCGCGUGGCGAUCAUGGCAGGGGGCGCCCUGCACUGCAUCGGCACCAAGACCUACCUCAAGAACAAGUACGGCUCCGGGUUCCAGGUGAAGUUGCGGGUCGAAAAGAACAGCGAUGACUUGCGGAUGGCCAUACUUGAAUUCUUCGAUAAAAUGUUUCCUGAGUGCAAUCUAAGCGAGACGCACGAAAACUACUACACGUAUGAUCUGCCCGCCCACACAAAGUUGUCCUUGGUCUUCAGGCAUCUGGAGGAGCAUACGGCUCGGCUAAACAUCACGGACUACACCGUAUCGCCCAAAACUAUUGAGCAGGUAUUCAUGCAUGUAAGCGAGAGCGCGAAACUUUUGGAAGGGAAUUAA